UUCAACAUGCCUCCGAAAAGGCCGCUCCCGCGCAAAAGACAGACUACCAUCAAUUUCUCGUCCACCCCGAAAUCUGCGCCAAAAGUUAUCAAGCGCAUUGAGCUCAGCGAUAGCGAGGAAGAUGAAAUCUCACCGGAUAGGCCUGCGAAGCGCAGGAGAUUUGAGGAGGAGACAGAGCGCGGAAUGAAAUUGGGCAUGCCAACGCAGAGGGGGGGUAUGUUUGACAGCUCAGACGUUGACCCUGAUCUGCUCUCUAGCUCGACCAACUCAGACGGGUCAGCCUCUAAGACAGUCAGGACAAGCAAGUCUGGGAAUAGCAAGAAGAAGCAGAAAAAGCGAAAAAAGGGCAAAAGAAAGACUAAGAAUGAGUCGAGCUCCGAUGAAGAGAGCGAGGGUGUGGUCGAGGUGGUGGUGCCACCAAAGAAGACCCGGUCGCGAAGGUUGCGCAAGGAAGUGACACCGGAAGAAGAAAGCGCGAAUGAAGUUCAAGUGGUUACACGCCACAAAACCCAUACGAAGGGAAAGCGCAGAUCACCAAUUCCUGUGGAUGACAGCGACGAGCAGAAGGAGGAAGAGGAAGCGCCUCGAAGAAGAACCCGCCACGGUCGAGCAAUUGUACGCAAAUCUACACCAGAAGAAGUUUCCUCCGAAAAUGACCAGUCUGGAAGCGAGCAGGGAGAGGACCAAGGUACACCAGAUGGUGGGGGCGAUUCAGAAGAGGACGAGUUGAAGGAAGAGCUUGCUUUCCUCCAAUCAUCCCCUGUCGCCGAUAGAGGCAGGCUGCGAAGCACUGGAAAUAAGGUGAAGAGCAGCCGCGAGAUGGCAUUAGAAGCUCUCAAGAAACGGCGAGCCGACACAAAUGAACCAUCAUCGUCGGCCGCUACCCCAGGUCGCAAAAAACCGGUCAUUCAUGAUUCAGACUCAGAAUCAGGACCAGACCUACAGGUCAUCAAAGAGGAAGAUUCUGACAUUAACGAUGAUGAAGAUGAGAAUGAAGAAGAAGAUGAGAUUGAGGAUAGUGACGAUAAUACGACAAACGCUCAUGACAUCUUCCGCUCAACUAAUGAAGACGACGAUUUUAUUGUCGAUGAGGAUGAAGGACCAUUAGGUGCCCCUGCUCACGAUACCCAAAUGCCUCUUGAGUUCACUUCAAUGAGCACCGCAAAACCUCGCGACUUGUUCAAGUAUGCGGUCGAAUGGUCGGUGCAUAAAAAGAUCAACCCGAGCUUCGAUUCGUCGGAUCAAAUAUACGAACUUACUUUCCGCAAAUUGGACGACGAAGCCAAUGGACUGGCAAAUUCCAAAUUUCAUUCCACGGCGUGGCAAAGCGAUUUCUCCCGCGCGAUUCAUGCGCGACCUGAAUUCAUCGCUAAUGAGAUUGGACGAGGCAUGAAAGACGUCCUCGAAGCUCAUUGCGAAGCAUGCAACCGAAAGAACCAUCCCGCAUCGUGGGAGAUUUCUCUCACUGGUCCAGCGUACCUUAAGGAAACGCAGGAACCGGUCGAAGAAGAGUCCGACAAUUCUGAUGAUUCCAAUGAUGACAGCGACGACUCCUCUUCACUAUCUUCUACUUCCUCUUCUGGUGAGAAGGCUAUCUACAACGCUGUCGGCGAACGCAUCCCCCCUGAGUCUAAAACCUUCACCUUGGGAUCCACAUGCAAAGCCAACGCGGAAGUCACACAUACUCUACUUCACUGGCGGUACCACCUCCACGGCUGGGUGGUGGGGUACCUCGAACGUGAGGGCCACUUCAAGCCAGAGCAGUUGGUUAAGAGAGAAAAGUGGAGUGAUCGCAAACGCUUCAAGAGGGCCAACAAGAUUGUCGACCGCAUGGAGAAGGACGGCGAGAUUAGGAGGUUGCACCGCUUAUAUAAACAGCGAAUUGAUUUCGCGACCGAGGCUAAGAACGAGUUCAGCGAGGGAUGGGGGCGACGGAGGGGCUAA
Messenger RNA from Periconia digitata, 1944 nucleotides. Lineage: Eukaryota; Fungi; Ascomycota; Dothideomycetes; Pleosporales; Periconiaceae. The record is from the annotation of a GenBank genome assembly.